UUAUAUGGUGGGUAAAUGACACUGCGCAAAAUCAUCACCAUUAAAACGUUUAAAGUGAAGCAAAGUUUUGGAAGAAAUACAUUUCAGAUGUGGAAUGAUCUCAAAAAGUCCGAUUAGGAUUAUAUAAAACAGUACAAAUUUUAUAGUUUAAAUAAUGAUAGAAUGUACUGUUUGUGAGCAUUUGGAUAGUAAAUUUCACAAAGACGACUCUGCUAUGUCGAUAAAAAUACCCUAGUUCGAUCAUGGUAUGGUUGCGUGUAUAGUUUCUGUGAAUUAUCUCCUUUCGGAUUUUAAUUAACUCGCUCAGAAAUGGGUUCAGAAAAGCGACACUUCGUUUCAACGACUUUGGCGGAUUACGCUAUAGACAAAAAAGGCGGUGCGCCUUACUAUGAGGAUGGUCGGAACUAUGACGCUAUGCAAACUGCCAAGGCCAUCUACUACCAGAAUCCGCAGAAAUACGAGGCAGAGAGAAAGAACUUUACGUAUUCCCAAAAGAGUUAUGGGACUUCACACAGGACCACUCGUAACACAUACUCGGGGCGGGUUGAGGUCGUCAUUGAACACUGGACCGGUUGUACGAACCAGGGCGUAGCAGACGACAUUCGGAUGGCCGUGGAAGAUAACUUCCGGGAUGUUAAGUUCACCGAGUUCAUAGGAAGAAUUGAUUCAUUCGAGGUGUUUGUAAACGGUAAGCUGCUGUACUCCAGAGUUAUGCAAGGCGGCUAUCCGUACGAAGAAGAGGUAUUGGAAGCCAUUUGGCGUGCCAAACAUGGAAAGGAAAUCUACCAAGUGGACAGAUUUGGUGGCUCCAGUGCAUGCCACGUACUUUGAACUAUCCUCGCUUUGAUAAUGCUCAUUUCAUUUUAUGCUCUGAACCACAUUUUAUUUAUUUAUUUAUUAUGAUUUUUUUCUUCUUUUGAAGUAAUCUGCUAUAUUGUGUAUGUUUUUUUAAUUCUAAAUGCGAUCGUGGUAAAUAGUGUAUUAUAUAGUAUAGUAGUAUGUAAUCAUCCUGUGAAAGAAGUCAAUUAAGAUGUUUUAAUAUUUUAUUAUGAUAAAAAAACAAGGCAUUGUUUCCUACACUUUCCGUACUUGUGACCAUUCACAUUUAUUGUUCAUACGGUAUACGUUUAUGCUGUUAAACUGAUGACGUAUGAAAAGUUUCCAUAAUGACGUAUGGAAGGUUUCCAUGAUGACGUAUGAUAGGUUUCUAUGAUGACGUAUGAUAGGUUUCCAUGAUGACGCAUGAUAGGUUUCCAUGAUGACGUAUGAUAGGUUUCCAUGAUGACGUAUGAUAGGUUUCCAUGAUGACGUAUGAUAGGUUUCCAUGAUGACGUAUGCAAAUUAGCAGAAAUAGUAUGCAGGGUGUCAGUAGUUGUAAAAUGAGUUGCUUGUAAAUGCAAAUAUUGUUUUAAAAUUAUAAAGGCGAUGUAUGUAAUGUGAGUGUUUCUUGACAGAAUGGGGCUUGAGACUAAAGAUUUAACCAAGAAUGUCAUGAACCACUGAACAAUUUGAUAGAGAAUGGUUGCUGAUAUCUGUGUCAGGUCGUAUUUUAUUUCACAAAUGUCAUAUAUAAAACACAUUAUCAUGAACCACGAGUGUAAAGUUUUUCAAUAAAAACGAGUGAAAUAAAAUUCCAUCUUACACAGAAAUCAACACAUGUUCUGUUUCUUUUAUACUUAUUUUCGGAGAUGAUUUAGUAUUUUAAUGUAUUUUUCUAAAUACCGCCUUUUCGGAAUACCCUUUACAAUCCGGCAACCUGUGGGAGCACCUCAGAUGAAAUUUAAUUGUCGACCACGUAGACUAUUGGCCAUACGCCGGCUUGUGGAGAAAUAGUUCUCCAAAAUUAUUUUUCAAAGAUUUUUUUUACUUGUGUUUCAGUGCAGACAUUUUGUGACCAUUCAUCAAUACUUGUUUAUUUAUGCCUCGAAGUUCCAAAUAAAAACAG
Mya arenaria is the source of this 1945-nucleotide messenger RNA. RefSeq lists its product as uncharacterized. The record is from RefSeq and is a predicted model, not a curated record. NCBI's taxonomy places the organism in Eukaryota, Metazoa, Mollusca, Bivalvia, Myida, Myidae. The transcript is spliced from 4 exons. Bases 310 to 831 code for a protein of 173 amino acids.